Molecule: messenger RNA, 4288 nt
Organism: Nerophis ophidion (straightnose pipefish)
Lineage: Eukaryota; Metazoa; Chordata; Actinopteri; Syngnathiformes; Syngnathidae
Gene: mtf1
Product: metal-regulatory transcription factor 1
Exons: 11
Coding region: 165-2450 (761 amino acids)
Biological process (GO): positive regulation of transcription by RNA polymerase II; central nervous system development
Cellular component (GO): nucleus
Molecular function (GO): DNA-binding transcription activator activity, RNA polymerase II-specific; RNA polymerase II cis-regulatory region sequence-specific DNA binding
Source: RefSeq, a predicted model, not a curated record
AAGAGUGUUCUAAGUGUUCUAUUUCCCAUAAUCCAUUGCGCGUGGCGUCAUUUGGCAUCCUCGGGAGGGGACAUGGUCGGAAGAAAGUGCUCAACAUCAAAGCAGGGAAUAAACCCCAAGAAGCAGCAACACAGUGAAGUACUCCUUGGCGGCAAGAAAGGACCAUGACUGAGAAUGGCCCUCGCUCUGAGGCGCCGCUGUACUUCGAGGUGGAGGUGGACGACGACGAAGACAAGGCCGAGCACCUGAUGGCGGAACCCUCGUCGUCGUCGGGCCGCGUGUACGACCGCACCACCGUGCUCAUCGAGCGGGACCCUAUCCGGCUGGACGAAGAGGGCGAGGAGGAGGGUCACUGCGGCGGCGAUGAGGACGGGGUCACUUUCCUCACCGAAGGGGACGACGAGGAGGGGCCCCUGGCCUUCAUGGCGGACCCGGACGCUAUGUCGCAGGGCUACGUGCACCACACCAUCUCGCCGGACCAGAUCCAGUUCACCAUCAAUCCCGGCUCCACCCCUAUGCCACGGAACAUAGAGGGCGCCACGCUCACCCUGCACUCCGAGUGUCCAGAGACCAAGCAGCGAGAGGUAAAACGCUACCAGUGCAUGUUUGGAGGCUGCACGAGGACGUACAGCACGGCAGGCAACCUGCGGACACACCAGAAGACUCAUCGGGGAGAGUACACUUUUGUGUGCAAUCAGCAAGGCUGUGGCAAGGCAUUCCUCACCUCGUACAGCCUCAAGAUCCAUGUCCGCGUGCACACAAAGGAGAAACCAUUUGAGUGUGACGUGCAGGGCUGCGAGAAGGCCUUCAACACUCUUUACAGGCUAAAAGCACACCAGAGACUCCACACGGGCAAAACAUUCAACUGUGAAUCCGAGGGAUGCACAAAGUACUUUACUACUCUCAGCGACCUGAGGAAGCACAUUCGCACACACACUGGAGAGAAGCCAUUCCGGUGUGAUCACGAUGGCUGCGGCAAAGCUUUUGCUGCAAGUCAUCACCUAAAAACCCAUGUACGGACCCACACAGGCGAGAAGCCCUUCAACUGUCCGAGUGAUGGCUGCGAGAAGACAUUCAGCAGCCAGUACAGUCUGAAGAGUCACAUCCGGGGUCACGACAAGGGACAGUCCUUCAGCGUCACGCUCACUCACCCGCUGUCUGAAGAUGCAAAUCAUUCACUGUGCCUCAGUGACUUAAGUCUGAUCUCUACUGACUCUGCCGAGCUACGAGAGCAUAUUCACAAUGCACAGAAUUCACACCUGAGCAACGUGACCCCUAUGAAAAUCUUUGAGCUCAUGUUCCAGAGCCCGGAAAACAGUGUCAGCCAAGAUGAGAGCCAGCCUAACGAAAGUCUUGCUGAACGCCUGGACACCCCCACCCCAGUCACUGAAGCUUCAUCUCUCAUCUCUUUCUCUCUCAAUCCUGCCUCCUCCUCGACCUCCUGUUCCCACACUGCCGCCGUCAUGGAGGCUCCUCCUUCAUCUCAGGCCCUCGCACCUGCCUCGGCCCCUCCCACUGCCACUACGACUUCCACACAGCCGCCGACUUUUGUGCAAAUCUCCGAGGGACCUGCCCAGGCUCCCGACCAUGUCACUUCUCAGCACUAUGUCACACUGCCACCGACAUUCCUUCAGCAGGACACCGUCGUUCAGCCUAGCGCUCUGCCUUCCCACAUCGCCGCUCCCACUGUGGUGGCCCCGCCCCCAAGCACUACCCCGGCCGUGUCUGUCGUCACAGGCGCCUCCUCAGACCCUCUGGCAGCUGUAACUGAAGCCGUGCCUUUGGCCAGCGGUGUUGUUUCCAACUCCAGCCCCGCCACCAUCACCAUAGCUCCAACUCCCAGCCUGCUGCAGCCCAGCCUAGUCAUGUCCGACCAGAACCUCCAGUGGAUCCUGAGCAGUGCCGCUAACAGCCAGCAAAACCCUGAACAAUCACACCAAGGAGGUCCAAAAGUGGAGAAGGUGUUCUUCACUACAGCCAUACCAGUGGGAGGAAAUGCUGGCAGCUCGGUGCAGCAGAUCGGGCUGAGCCUGCCGGUCAUCAUCAUCAAGCAGGAGGAGUCGUGCCAGUGUCAGUGUGCCUGCAGGGACACGGCCAAAGACAAGAGCGCCUCCACCGCGGCACAGCAGCAGCCACCAGAGGGCGCCCUUCCUCCUCCGCAGCCCCAAGAGCCUCCGCAACACCCCCCUGCCGACGCCACAUCCUCCUCUUCCUGCCUCCCAGAGUCUUCCUCCGUGGGCGGGCAGGAGGCCUCCUCUUCUGCCUCAGCUCCGACUUUCUCCACGAUGGUGAGCAGCUCCGCCUCCACCAAACCCCCGUCGUCGCACGGGCUGGCCAACAUGGACGUGUCAGACUUCCUCUCUCUGCAGAGCCCGGAGACAGCGGCCAACAUCGAGGCCCUGCUGCUCGUCACGGACGACUUCAACAUGACCACCGAGGGCAACGCUUAGUUUGUGUGCCCGGGCCGUCUACGUGGCAUUGUGCCAAUUUACACGCACGACAAGCUUUCAGUCUCUUCGCAGUAGUUUGCUAGCCGAAAGUUGAACGCAGGGAGAAGCUUUUUGUCGGUCACGAAUAUAAUCCAGUUUGUAUAUAAGAUGCUAUCCCGUCUCGUCGUACUGUCCUGACACUGAAAUCCCGAGGGAUCGAACACACGGCUGUGGGCAGGUGUGUGGGCGUGGUCUGUCCGCCCGAGCUUGGUCAAAGUUGGUUGGAAUGCACUGAGAGCUCUCCAUUCACACGGGUAAAAGUUGUCCAAAAGAUUGCAUUAGAGCCGCCUUGUCAUCAAAAAUAUGUACACACCAUUUCCCUAUAAUUUACAAUUGUACUUUUUAAUUUAUUCAAGACAUUUAAUUGUCCUACUGCUCAGAUUUUUAAUUUAUUCAGAUUAUAUACGAGUUAAUUUUGUCUUUGUUACUGAAUUAUUUUCAUUGACCUUUUUAUUUGUAACAAAGAAAAUGAUGCCACAGCUAGCUAUUGUCGAGGUGGUUUUUCGGGUGGUGACCCUCUCAGGGACGCAUCGGGUCAGAACUGAUCCCGGCUCCCUUCACCCCCCCCCCCCCCCACUUCUCGCAGUCGCCCUGCGUUUUGCUGCACUCUUCCGUCGUGUUGCACACUAACCUUGUAAAGAGAGUAACCUUAACGUGCAGCAUCGCCAGUUUUCUACACAACUGCUGUAAAUGUGUCUAAGGAAAACAGAUUUGUGUUUGUGUGUAUAUAGUGCAGUUAUUCUAGAAUUUGUAUUUUUGUAUAGACGGUGAAAGUAAUUACUGAGCUAACAAUGCAUCUUGGGUCAGUUAGUGAGAUUUUACAAUUUUCCUUCACAGAUCUGACAUUGUCCCAUUUAUCUGAAUUGUUUUGGGCCUUUAAGCGGAAAUAUUCAGUCUGCUUUCGAUUCGGGCACCCAUUUACUGCAGAUUUACUGAAGAGACAACGGAACAUUUAAACAUUCGUCCUGUUUUGUUGUCCAGAUUUAUUUAAGAGACAACUGAACAUUUAAACAUGUCCUGUUUUGUUGUCCAUCACCUUCAACAUGAAGCGAUCCAAGGGCCAGUUUAGCUGCGUUCCAAGUCAAUGUUGCAGGGUUCUCCAAUAUAUUGUACAGAAAUAAUCAAAUACAUGUAUUUAUUAGGACAAACUGCUUACAGCAUUCUAAUUUUGACAGUUUGGGGAAACCUGAUUUAACCAUUCCAGAUAUGCAGUAUUACAAGGGUCCAAUUCACAAAUGUUAAAAGGCACUAGAAGAGCAUUACUGUCACCAUCCAUGCGUACUAUAAAUAAACUAUGCAAUUUCUAGGUAAGGCAUUCAGAGUAUGCACACGGACUCCUGUCGGUAACUAUUGUGACGUGCUAGGAUAUUUUUAUAUGCACAAAAUGUUUCUUUUAUCAUUUUCAUAUACAGAAGACACAACCACUCAUGUCUCACACACACACACAUCGUCACUUACAUCAGCUGAGAUUGAACGCGGUCUGAUUUCCGAAGGACACACGAUUCUGUUUUAAGAAUUAUGUUGGUAAUAAAAUACAACCAUGUUUUCAUCUGGCUCAGAAGUUGACCUCUAGAGCGAAAGGUCUCAACUUCAACUCUGUUUGGAAGCGGACUUGCCAAUAAACCUUGGCAUGAUUCCAAAGAGAUGAGAAAGUGAGGAAAUAUUGAAAAAAAGGUGUAUUUAUAAAAAUAAAAAGAAUGUUAAAUGUUUGCAUAUAUGCUCGUUUUGUAUAAAGUUCUAUAACUUUCUCAAAUAAGGAGCAAUAUAACAAUAAAACAAGAACAAAUCUUACUGUCUCA